Acyrthosiphon pisum (pea aphid) is the source of this 1415-nucleotide messenger RNA. RefSeq lists its product as uncharacterized. NCBI's taxonomy places the organism in Eukaryota, Metazoa, Arthropoda, Insecta, Hemiptera, Aphididae. The transcript has 2 exons. Gene Ontology annotation, molecular function: structural molecule activity. Bases 71 to 1198 code for a protein of 375 amino acids. The record is from RefSeq and is a predicted model, not a curated record.
UUAUGGUUUGGCAAGUGUUCAGCUCCAAUUUGGAACAUUUGCUAGCGAACGUUUGGGAACAACCUCUUUAAUGUACCUACCCGUAGAUAAACCAUAUUUCUAUAUGUCUCCAUCAGAAUUUAAAAAUAUUGUAUCACAUAUACGUGGCGUAAAGGUAUUGCAAGUUUCAUGUAAAGUAGUAAUGAGAAAUCCACGUACUGCAUUUGAAACAAAUGCGUCUACGAGUAAUUUAGCUACUUUAAACCAAAAUAAAUUUGUUCAAUAUGCCCAUGGCUUGAUAAAUAAAACUAGAGGUUUCAAUACUGUAUAUGAAUUUUCUACGGCUACUAAUCCAAUGACACCAACUAGUUGUUCAGUGAUCGAUGAAAAAUGUAUGAAAAAAGUAAUAAGUGCAAUGUACGGUACAGCACCAGAUAAUUGGCUAAAACCAAAUUGGACGGUUGGCGCCACUCUACCAUGUUCAUUUAUGAAUUUACCUAUGCAAUUUCCAUCUUACUAUUCUAUGUACGCGAACUCUGCUCAAAAUAAUGGACUUAUAGGUUGGCAAGAUAUACAAAAAUUUAUAACUAAAAUGGAUGCCAGUGCUGCAGUUGGUAGUACAAUUGUUGAAUAUACAUAUAAACCUACAUUGUCAUAUUUAACAAUGCCGUGGGCUUCUGUGUUUGCUGGUAGAACAAAUACCAAAGGUACAAAUGUAGAGUCGUUCAACGUUGCCGAUACUAAUAGUAUAUCACUGCCUAACGCGUUUACGUUAAAUCGAUUAGACGGUACUUAUAAAGCCGAUACGACAAAUAAUUAUGCACUAUUGACCGACGAAAAGUGGAAAGAAAUAUUUAAUGACGAAUUUAAUAGAUACAUAGAACCUUUGGAAUGUGGACAAUAUAUUAAACACGGAUUACGUCCGUCUGUAUCAGCUAAAAUUCAGCCUUCAUUACAUGUUGGAGUUUGUCCUGUACCAAAAUUAACUACAACAAACGCUAAUUUUGUACCUGAUAAAUUUACUGAUAUAGAAUGUAUGUGGGAUAUUGAAACGGAGCUUGUUUGUGAAUAUGGUUUACCAUAUACAUAUACUUCAUUCCCAACUUGUCAUAUUGAACUCGAAGGCACGCCCAUGGUUGUAAAUAAUACUACAAAGGAAUCUAUGUUCUACGAAGAACUCAGUUUGUUCAACAAUCAAUUUAUAUCACCUUCAGCAUAGCAAUUAGAGUCAACGACCGCUGAAACAAUAACAACGUCUCAACCACGACCUUUGAUAAGACCACAGUCUGUAGUUGAUGUGUUACAGAGACGUGCACAACAGCAGUCGAUUAUACCGGAGGAGGAAGAUAUAACUAGUUUACAUUAUGUAAAUGUAUUUGAUUAAAUGUAUAAUAAAAAAAACAAUAUAUUAUAUAUGUGUUAUAGUUUAUUAGAAC